AUGGCAGAGACCAUCACCGCUGACUACCUGGUCAUUGGCGCUGGAGCCAUGGGCAUGGCCUUUGUAGACACCCUGGUCAGCGAUACCAAUGCCACUAUAGUGAUGGUUGACCGGUAUGCUCGACCAGGUGGCCACUGGACGACUGCCUACCCGUUCGUGCGGCUGCACCAGCCCUCUGCUUUCUAUGGUGUCAACUCUCGACCCUUGGGCGAGGAUAGGGUUGAUCAAGUCGGACUCAACAAGGGCUUGUCGGAAAUGGCUACCGUUGAUGAAGUCUGUGCUUACUACAGCAUUGUUAUGCAUCAGACCUUCCUCCCUUCUGGACGAGUAAAAUACUAUCCCAAGCAUGAGUACCUGGGCGAAGGGGAGUGGCGGUCAGCUGUUACGGGGAGUCUCUUUCGCCUGCAAGGCAAGGAUGGAAAGCAGCCGAAGAUUGUCGAUGCUACCUACAUGAAGGUAACGGUGCCUUCCAUGGGACCACCGCCCUAUCAAGUCGCAGCAGGUGUAAAGGUGGUCCCAGUCAACGACCUCCCCAAAACAACUCGACCUUAUGGCGCAUACACCGUAGUUGGCGCAGGGAAGACUGGCAUCGACGCCUGUCUCUGGCUAUUGAACAACGGCGUCGACCCGAAGCUCAUCAACUGGAUCAUGCCACGAGACUCAUGGUUCCUUGAACGAGGCGGUAUCCAACCAGGUCCAGCUUUCGCCAAGAAAACCUCUAAAAGCAUAGCGGACAUCAACGGAGCGGUCAUGUCAUCCACAUCGCCCGAGGACCUCUUCCUGCGCCUCGAAGCUCGCCAACAGAUCAUGCGCAUGACCGACAAAAUCUGGCCAACCAUGUUCCGAUGCGCCACGGUCUCCAUCGCCGAGCUUGAACAGGUCAAGAGGAUCGAGAACAUCGUCCGCGUGGGUCGCGUGCAACAGAUCACCACAGAUGAAGUCAUCCUCGACAGCGGCGCUUACAAACCCGCUCCAGACACACUAUACAUCGACUGCACCGCCGACGCCCUAGCCAAGCUCGAACCCCUACCCGUCUUCCGCGGCAACCAAAUCACCCUACAGUCCGUCCGCUACUGCCAGCAAGUCUUCAGCGCGGCCUUCAUCGCCCACGUCGAAGCAACAUACUCGGACGACGCCCAGAAAAAUGCACUCUCUCGAGUGGUCCCUCAUCCAGAUGAGGCGAUAGACUACCUGAUCGUGACCUUACAAAGUCACCGCAACGGCCUCGUGUGGGCUUCUCACCCCAAGACGGCUGCGUGGUUGUCUCAGGCGCGGUUAGACUGGUUUGGUACGUUGUUGCCACCGCCGCCGGAGGAUCCCGCAGAGGCGAAGGCGUAUUAUAUGGCUGUUGCGGCGCAGGUACAGGGGAUAAUCGAUAAGCUUGGAGCUUUGAUUGAUCAGCUACCGGAGAAGGAUGCGGCGAGGGCGAAGGCUCAGGUAGCGAGGACCUAG
Molecule: messenger RNA, 1452 nt
Organism: Fulvia fulva
Lineage: Eukaryota; Fungi; Ascomycota; Dothideomycetes; Mycosphaerellales; Mycosphaerellaceae
Exons: 1
Coding region: 1-1452 (483 amino acids)
Source: RefSeq, a predicted model, not a curated record